Molecule: messenger RNA, 774 nt
Organism: Colletotrichum fioriniae
Lineage: Eukaryota; Fungi; Ascomycota; Sordariomycetes; Glomerellales; Glomerellaceae
Product: tRNA splicing endonuclease subunit sen2
Molecular function (GO): hydrolase activity, acting on ester bonds
Source: RefSeq, a predicted model, not a curated record
AUGAAGCCUCAAGCCCUCUUCUCCGCCGCGGCCUUCCUCCCGGCCUUCGCCUCGGCUGCCCCGUCAGCGGACAAGAGAGCCGCGAAGCCUCCCGCCUUCUUCCUCGCCGGUGACUCGACUACCGCGGUGCAGUCCACCGGUGGUGGCGGUUGGGGCAACGGUUUCCUCAGCUUCCUGAAGAAGCCUGCGUUCGGCACAAACUACGGCCGCAACGGACGUACUACGGUCGACUAUGUCAGCCAGGGACACUGGGCCACCGUCAAGGACGCAGUCAAGUCCAACACGGCCAACUUUGAUGUCUACGUGACGAUUCAGUUCGGCCACAACGACCAAAAGCCCGAAAAGAACAUCUCCCUCGACCAGUACCAGACAAACCUCGGCAACCUCGCCAAGGAGAUCAAGGCCCUCGGCGCCACCCCCAUCCUCGUCACCCCCCUCACGCGCCGCAGCUUCAACUCGGCGGGCGUCGUGACCAACAACCUCUCCAACGAGCGCGAGCGCACCAUCGCCGCGGCGACGGAGACCAAGACGACGUACAUUGACCUCAACCUCAACAGCCGCAAGUACGUCCAGGCGAUUGGCGAGACAAAGGCCCACUCGUACAACCUCGUCGAGAGCGACAACACGCACCUCAACGCCGAGGGCAGCGUCGUAUUCGGCAGGUUGGUGGCGGACCUGGUGCUGCAAAAGAACAAGGGGCUCGAGCAGUGGUUUACGCCCAACAAGACGUUGAGCGAUGAGAUUUGGAAGGCAAUUAACAGCUCCACUGUUUAA